GAGAGGCCUCGCCCCCAGAUCCGCCCAGCCCUACAUCGUGCGCGAUGUCCGCAGACGCCGAGUGAGUGGCAGGGAGGUCAUCGCCCUCCGACUCCCGGCAUCCGACCCUCCACGCCAGGGGCGGGGCCUGUGGCCGCGCUCGACUCCCUACGCCCCGCCUCCACGGACGCCUCCUCGCGGACCGUCCGGCACGUCACGUGACGGGUCGGCGUCGCUGGCGGUUGCUGUCAGCUGAUUCCCCGGGUUGGUGGCUGGGGCAGCCGCGGCGAUGGACUUUCUUCUGGGGAAUCCGUUCAGCUCUCCGGUGGGACAGCGCAUCGAGAAGGCGACAGAUGGCUCCCUGCAGAGCGAGGACUGGGCCCUCAACAUGGAGAUCUGCGACAUCAUCAACGAGACGGAGGAAGGUCCCAAAGAUGCCUUCCGAGCAGUGAAGAAGAGAAUCGUAGGGAAUAAGAACUUCCACGAGGUGAUGCUGGCUCUCACGGUCUUAGAAACCUGCGUCAAGAACUGCGGGCACCGCUUCCACCUGCUGGUAGCCAGCCAGGACUUUGUGGAGGGCGUGCUGGUGAAGACCAUCCUACCCAAGAACAACCCGCCCACCGUCGUGCACGACAAAGUGCUCCACCUCAUCCAGUCCUGGGCUGACGCGUUCCGCAGCUCGCCCGACUUGACAGGGGUGGUGGCCGUCUACGAGGACCUGCGGAGGAAGGGCCUGGAAUUCCCGAUGACCGACUUGGACAUGCUGUCACCCAUCCACACGCCCCAGAGGACCGUGUUCAGCUCAGAGGCACCAUCAGGGCCGAAUUCCGUGGGCACGGACGCCAGCCAUGGAGGAGACUCCACCCCGCACACCACCCCUCUGCCCGUGCCGGCCACCGUCCCCAGUGACACCCCCAUCACACCCACCCCUGAGCAGAUCGCAAAGCUGCGCAGCGAGCUCGAGAUGGUGAGUGGGAACGUGAGGGUGAUGUCGGAGAUGCUGACGGAGCUGGUGCCCACCCAGGCAGAGCCUGCAGACCUGGAGCUGCUACAGGAGCUCAACCGGACGUGCCGAGCCAUGCAGCAGCGGGUCCUAGAACUCAUCCCCCGAAUCGCCAAUGAACAGCUCACCGAGGAGCUGCUCAUCGUCAAUGACAACCUCAACAACGUGUUCCUGCGCCACGAACGGUUUGAACGGUUCCGAACAGGCCAGACCGGCAAGGCCCCACAAGAGGUCGAGGCGGCAGCUGACCUGAUCGACAUGGGCCCUGACCAGGCGGCCACUGGCAGCCUCUCAUCCCAGCUGGCGGGAAUGAACUUGGGCUCCAGCAGCGUGAGGGCUGGCCUGCAGUCUCUGGAGGCCUCUGGCCAACUGGAAGGCGAGUUUGACAUGUUUGCGCUGACCCGGGGCAGUUCUCUGGCUGACCAACGGAAAGAGGUGAAAUACGAAGCCCCCCAAGCAGCAGAUAGUCUGGCGGGAGCCCUGGAUGCCCGACAGCAGAACACUGGAUCGAUGGGAGGCAGCAGUGAGAAGAGCCUCAGUGCCUGGAUGAGGAGACAAGGCAUGAUCCCCGUCACCCAGGCCUGCCUCAUGGAGGACAUCGAGCAGUGGCUGUCCACGGACGUGGGGAAUGACGCGGAGGAGCCCAAGGGCGUCACCAGCGAAGAAUUUGACAAGUUCCUGGAAGAACGGGCCAAAGCAGCCGAUCGGUUGCCCAACCUUUCCAGCCCCUCGACUGAGGGGCCCCCAGGGCCCCCGGGGCCCCCUCGUGGCGCUGCCCCUCGAAAGAAGACCCAGGAGAAAGAUGAGGACACGCUGUUUGCCUUAUGAGCGUGGGGCCUGGCGCCUGCAGCUCGAGCCCCUGCUGCUCCCGCACCCUUUGGCUGGGGCUUCUUUCCCUCCUUCGGUGUUAAGGCUGCUUUGAGGUUGGCUUGUUACCCCCUUCUCUCCUCCUCGAGUAUGGGCUGACCCAGCUGUGGCUGGGCCCAGCUGCCUGGGCUGUGGAGAGGCAGCUGGAUGAACUGGGGUAACGGGUCAGUUCCACGUUGGGAUCUCGGCCAACUCCUGCCUCCUUCCCUACCCCAACCGACCACUACUUUGCUGAGAAGCAGGAGGUCUUGUGACAGGCUGGCUGCUUGUUCGCCCUGGUGUGACUCCUUGCCCUGGGUGAUCCCCUCCCUGGACCCAUCCCCAGAGGCGCCCACACUGUCAGCCGAGGCUUCGGCUGGGGGCUAGAGACAGCAGAAGCUUCUGUCACAGCCCCUGGGCCAUUCUUCAGCACCUGCCUGGUGGAGUCCAAAGGCUCUGUCUGGCUAGCUGUUGAGGGGGCUGCCAAGCUGCACGCUGUCCAGGUACGAAGCUGCAUGUGGUGGGGGUGAGACCUCCACAGGCCGCAAAGGGGAGGCGUCCGGGGCUGCCUGGAGCACCUGUGACCCCCACGACCUCCACUGCCUUCUCCUGCAACUUCCCUCUGUUCUUCCCAGGCAGGGCUCCACCGGGCACUGGGCCCACCCACCUGUUGAUUGAUCCCCUUGUACUGGGAGAGGUGCCUUUUGUAUCCCCAAUUAAAGGUAGAAAAGCA
Zalophus californianus (California sea lion) is the source of this 2561-nucleotide messenger RNA. RefSeq names its product target of myb1 membrane trafficking protein (gene TOM1). The transcript has 16 exons. The record is from RefSeq and is a predicted model, not a curated record. Bases 269 to 1810 code for a protein of 513 amino acids. Gene Ontology annotation, molecular function: ubiquitin binding; phosphatidylinositol binding; clathrin binding. Lineage: Eukaryota; Metazoa; Chordata; Mammalia; Carnivora; Otariidae. Gene Ontology annotation, cellular component: endosome; membrane. Gene Ontology annotation, biological process: signal transduction.